Eucalyptus grandis is the source of this 2287-nucleotide messenger RNA. Its product is annotated as L-type lectin-domain containing receptor kinase IV.1. Gene Ontology annotation, cellular component: plasma membrane. Lineage: Eukaryota; Viridiplantae; Streptophyta; Magnoliopsida; Myrtales; Myrtaceae. The coding region runs from base 35 to 2119 and encodes 694 amino acids. Gene Ontology annotation, molecular function: carbohydrate binding; protein kinase activity; ATP binding. The record is from RefSeq and is a predicted model, not a curated record. The transcript has a single exon. Gene Ontology annotation, biological process: protein phosphorylation.
CAGGGGUGCACAAGUUGGGGCACUGAUUAUUGAAAUGAAAUCGCAUGAGUUUGGACUCGACGCUGGGCAAGUCUCUUGCAUCAUUAUAGGAACUUCAAAGCCUCUGGCCGUGUUCCUUGGGAUUGUUCUGACGGUGACUCUCCUGGCAAACACAGCCGCAAGUCAUGGAACCGGCGAUUUCACGUACAGUAGUUUCAAGACUGCGAAUCUGAGCCUCGAUGGUUUAGCUGUACUCACUGGCGAUGGCCUCCUGAGGUUAACCAACGUGACCAAACAGAAGGUAAGUCAUGCCUUCUACCCCGACCCUAUCGCGUUCAAGAACUCAUCCAACGGUGCUGUCCACUCAUUCUCCACCACGUUUGUCUUCGCUAUAAUUCCCGAAUAUCCAGCUCUGGGUGGUCAUGGGUUCGCCUUUGUGAUAGCUCCUCGUAGAGAAAUUCCCGGAGCUCGGCCUAAUUUUUUCUUGGGCCUCUUCAACGAAACCAACAAUGGCAAUGCCACGAACCACAUUUUCGCUGUAGAAUUUGACACGGUUCAAAACAACGAAUUCAGAGAUAUCAAUGACAACCAUGUUGGGAUCGAUGUCAAUGGGCUGACCUCUGCAAAAUCUUCCCCAGCUGGAUACAUCGAAAACAGCGUUCAAGGCUUCAGAAACUUGAAUCUGAUUAGUGGUAAAGCAAUGCAAGUUUGGGUGGCUUAUGAUGGUGUGCAGAAAAAAAUCAGUGUCACAUUAGCCCCUGUCAAUGUCAACAAACCGAGCAUUCCCCUUUUGUCUCUGUCCUGCAAUCUCUCGCCAAUUUUCAAGGAGACCAUGUACGUUGGGUUUUCAUCUUCGACCGGCUCGCUCUAUACUUCUCAUUAUAUCCUUGGAUGGAGCUUUAAAUUAAAUGGACAAGCUCAAAGGCUAGAUUUGUCUCAACUUCCUAGAUUACCACAUAGGAAAAAGAAGCAGAAAUACAAUCUUCUCACUACUGGACUGCCUUUCAUAUGUUUGUUUAUUCUGUCCAUUCUAGUCUUUGCUGUGGCUUAUGUGAUAAGAAGACGACGGAAAUUCGCAGAGGUUCUCGAGGAUUGGGAACGCGACUACAGUCCGCAUAGGUUCAAGUACAAAGAUCUCUAUGUUGCCACAAAGGGGUUCAGGGAUGAGGAACUGUUAGGAACUGGUGGAUUUGGUAGGGUUUAUAGAGGGGUAUUACCCACCAUGAAAACUGAGAUUGCAGUGAAGAGGAUUUCUCAUGAAUCAAGGCAAGGGAUGAGGGAGUUCAUUGCGGAGAUUAUCAGUAUUGGUCGGCUUUGUCAUCGGAACAUAGUAACACUCCUCGGUUACUGCCGUCGAAAGGGUGAGCUGCUGUUGGUCUAUGAGUAUAUGCCGAAUGGAAGCCUAGACAAGUACCUCUAUAACCAACCAAAGAUGACCCUCAGUUGGAACCAAAGAUUUAGAGUGAUCAAAGGUGUUGCAUAUGGCCUCUCUUAUCUCCAUGAAGGAUGGGAACAAGUAGUGAUUCACAGAGAUAUCAAAGCUAGCAACAUCUUGCUUGAUUCAGAGCUAAAUGGGAGGUUAGGAGAUUUCGGGCUUGCAAAACUAUAUGAUCAUGGUACCGAUCCUCAAUCCACCCAUGUGGUGGGAACUCUUGGGUAUAUGGCCCCGGAGAGCACUCGAAUGGCUAGGGCCACUACGAGCACAGAUGUUUACGCAUUCGGCGCAUUUUUGCUCGAGGUCACUUGCGGAAGAAGACCGAUUGAGGUUUGGGAGGAUAAUGAUGUGAUAUUGGUGGAAUGGGUGUUUUCUUGCUGGGAUAAGGGUGACAUACUGGAGGCAAGAGAUCCAAAUUUAGGGACGGACUUUUUGGCGAAGGAGGUGGAGCUAGUGCUGCAACUCGGAUUGUUGUGCUCCCAAUCUCAGCCAACUGCGAGACCAAGCAUGCGUCAAGUAGUGCAGUACUUGGAAGGGGAUCUCGCAUUAGAGGAGUUCUCAUCUCUCGGUAUUUCAAGAAGUGGAUUCCCAUUUGCAUGUCAUGAAGGUUUUAGUACGUCUGGCAGGUCUUAUCCGUUUUACGGAGACAACGCAUUUUCUCAGAUGUCUUCUGUUGCAAACUCUGUACUCUCUGGUGGAAGAUAAGUCUUAAGCUCGGCAUAUUAAAUUGAAAGCACAUUUCAUAGAUCCAAAGUAGUUACCAAACUAGUGCUCUUUUGCAUCAAUAAUUCGUAGUUUGCGACUCUGCAAUUAUAUGUAAACCGUAAUGUAAGAUUCAACGUUUUAACCAAUUUCUGCAGUAAACUCUUGGAU